GGCUGGGAGGAGCUGGGACGUCACAUUCCUGCAUUCCCUGUGCUUGUGUCAGAGCCGGGGUGGGUGUCUGCUCCUGGGCACUGGGCAGGACCCCCCCAGCCAGCCAGGACUCAUGCACCCCCCAGCAGGAGUCUGACACCAGGACCCCUCUGCCAGACCCCCCUGCUCCCCGGCCUGGGACCCUCAGCCAGGGAAGCAAGGCUUCCUCCAUCCUUGGUUCCUCUCCUGGAGUGAUGGAAAACUCCUCUGUGGCAUCUGCCUCCUCUGAGGCAGGGAGUAGUCGAUCUCAGGAAAUUGAAGAGCUGGAGAGAUUCAUCGACAGUUAUGUCCUUGAGUACCAAGUCCAAGGGCUGCUGACUGACAAAACAGAAGGGGAUGGAGAGAGCGAGAAAACACAGUCCAAUAUCUCUCAGUGGACAGCGGAUUGUAGUGAGCAGCUAGAUGGCAGCUGUUCCCCAUCCAGAGGGAAGGGCUUCUUGGCUAAUGAACGCAAUCAGGAAGAGUGGGAUCACAGCAGCAGUGGGAGUUCAGGAUCCCGGCCUAGUUCAGGCUCCGGGCAUGGGUCUGGAUCAAGGUCUGGCAGCCAAGGCAGAAGCAGCCAGUUCAGUCAAUCAACCAAGAACGGCAACAAAGACAGCUCCCUGGACAUGUUGGGCACAGAUAUCUGGGCAGCCAAUACCCUUGAGUCUUUCAGCGGUGCAACCUGGGAUCUGCAGCCUGAAAAGCUGGAUUUCACACAGUUUCACCGGAAGCUGAGGAACACCUCCAAACACCCUCUCCCCCACAUAGACAGAGAAGGGCUUGGGAAAGGGAAGUAUGAGGAUGGAGACGGGAUCAACCUGAACGACAUAGAGAAGGUCCUUCCAGUCUGGCAGGGUUACCAUCCAUUGCCACAUGAAGCUGAAAUUGCACACACCAAGAAGCUGUUCAGACGGAGGAGAAACGACCGGAGGCGACAGCAGAGACCUCCAGGCGGAAACAAAGCGCAGCAGCACACGGAUAAUCAGCAAGGGAGCACCAAACACAACAGGGAACACCAGAAACUCUACCAGGGAGGCCAAGCCCCGCACUCCUCGGGGAGGACAGGCCACCAUGGGUACAGCCAGAACCGGCGAUGGCACCACAACCAGAAGCACUCGCCUAAUGACAAAGAAACACACAGAAAUGCCAAAGAGACUGAGAAUCUGAAAAUCGAGGAUGCCUCUGUCUGCACGGUGCACAUCCCCCUGGAGAUGCACCGGAGCACAGAAGCGGUGGAGAAGCAGUCUCAGCAGUAUAUUCAGGAGCAGGAACCCAAGCGGAAAGAUAGUAUUCAUGAGCGCAUCGGGGAAAGGCCCAAAAUCAACUUGCUUCAGUCAUCCAAAGACAGACUGCGAAGGAGACUAAAAGAAAAGACGCCUUGUCUUUCCCUUUUCACGGACCAGGACGAAGUCACGGUGGAGACGACCAACCCCGAAAAGAACAAAAUGGACAAAUUAAUUGAAAUCCUCAACAGCAUGAGGAACAACAGCAGCGACGUGGACUCGAAGCUCACCACCUUCAUGGAGGAGGCCCAGAACUCCACUAACUCGGAGGAGAUGCUGGGCGAGAUUGUCAAGACCAUUUACCAGAAAGCAGUCACGGACCGGAGCUUUGCCUCCACAGCAGCCAAGCUGUGCGACAAAAUGGCGCUCUUCAUGGUGGAAGGGACCAAGUUCCGAAGUUUGCUCCUCAACAUGUUGCAGAAGGAUUUCACAAUGCGGGAGGAGCUGCAGCAACGGGACGUGGAGCGCUGGCUGGGGUUCAUCACCUUUCUCUGUGAAGUCUUCGGCACCAUGAGAAGCAGCACUGGGGAGCCCUUCCGGGUCCUCGUCUGUCCCAUUUAUACCUGCCUCAGGGAGUUGUUGCAAUCUCAGGAUGUGAAAGAAGACGCCGUCCUUUGCUGUUCCAUGGAGCUGCAAAGCACAGGCCGGCUGCUGGAGGAGCAGCUGCCCGAGAUGAUGACAGAGCUGCUGGCGAUAGCACGCGACAAGAUGCUGUGCCCCUCGGAGUCCAUGCUGACACGGUCCCUCCUCCUCGAGGUCAUCGAGCUGCACGCCAACAACUGGAACCCCCUGACGCCCACCAUCACACAGUACUACAACAAGACAAUCCAGAAACUGACAGCCUGAGAAGGAAGGGAGGUGGGGGAGGACGGAAAGGAGCAGGAAGAAGACAUGCACCUUAAAAGGAAACAGGAAAGGACUGUGCUACAAAUUGAUCAGCUACUGGAGAGGGAGAAGCAAGACCCUUUACGAUUCAAUACCUAAGAAGACAAAACGCCAGCAUGCUUAAGAAUAUGUUCGUGGGGGUGGGGGGAGAAGCAUGUUUCUUCUCAGCUGUGUUGCCAAGUGCCAGCCCUCUUCCCCGCCGUGUUUUUGUUUUAGGUUUCUUUUAUUAAACCAUUGCUCAUGCAGCAGUGCAUCCCGCCGUGUCAUUGUCUGGCUUCAGAAAAGAACAUGGAGAAUUUGAAAAGCGAGUGGAAGUGCAGGCGAGGAUUGUUUUCACACCAUUCUCUUGGCUUGCACUGGCCAACUGGCAGGAGACAACGUGCAGCAGAUGUCUUGGGAGGACAAAGCAAGACACGUUCCACUCCAGACGCUGGUAAUUGACGGCUUUUGUCAAGCGGAGCUUGCUUUCUUUUUUUUUCUUUUUGUACCCUCCUCUUGUCUUCAACUUUUUCUCCCCCACCCAUGCCCUUCAAAAUCUGAUGCUAGACUAGGACUUCACACCAGAUGAAUUUUCAUUUGCACUGGGUUUUCUUUCUCUUUGCUCUUUUGUUUUGCUUUUUUUUAAAUGAACAGUUGCUAUCAACUUUAAAACAAGAAAACAACUUUAUGAUGUGAGCCCGUGAGUGGGGCGCACAAAGAUGCUAAAUUAAAAGGAGAAGUCAAAACAAAAUAAAAUAAAAAAAGCCACUUUAGACGUGCCCUAGCCACAGACAUCUUGCCAGUAGCCUGUUACGGUAAUUGAAAAACGUGCGCUCUGUGCUGGGAACUCGAAGAAACACAGGAAUUCUGCAGCCGUUUGCUGUUGCUGUUAAAGACUCGAUAUCCCGCAUCCACUACGCUAUAAGCCGUUUUUGUUUGUUUGUUUGUUUGUUUUUCGUUUGUUUAAAAAGUGCUUUAUUGUAAUUAAAGUCACAGUUGUAAUUAUACAGUUAAACCUGGCCCAUUAUAGUUGGGCCUAAUAAUAUACAGGGUGAGGGGGGAAAUGAAGACUUGAAAUUCAUCUUUGGAAACCAAUAAAUAGACGACAGCAAGUUAUAUGGCAUUUGUAAGGGAAAGACAAAAGAAAAGCCAAAAAAUAUAGGUUUCUAGUUUGGCUUCUGACUAGCUUAAGUUUCCUAAUGAGUGUGUCUAGGUUGGUAUUACAUAGAUGUGGAAGUAGAAAGGUGAGGCUUCCCGCUCUUCGCAUCCCUUGAAGGACUAUCUUUUAAUCAGUGUAACUCCCGGGCAGAGUGUGCUCCACGUGGUGUGUUUCUUUCCCCAAAAUAAGUGUUAGGAGAAGAGCAAUAUGAAUGUCUAGAGACAGAUGUUGGAGGUAGCAAAAGGAGGAGGCCUACCCCACUGGAGUUGUCUGUGUGCGCCCAGUCCAGUGAGGCUACAAAUCUGUCAAAGCCCCAGCAAAGGACCUGCAUGCAACAGUUGAUGCCUUUAGCUUUACGGGGGUCUCCAGUUUAAUCCUGGGUGUGUCAGUCAAAACAGAGGGUGUCGCAUACAGGGAGGCUUGUGUGGGAUUUGAAUUGCCGUGUCCAUCGAGUGUCCAGUCUGCAAAGGGUGCACCCUCAGCUAGGGAACAUUGAUGAGUCUUUAGCUAAAGCUGUGGUGGCUCAUGCUUUUAGCCUUCGGGGUUCCCAGUUCAAUCCCAAAUUGCCUGCCCAGAUGAGUUUUAUUAGUAUUAGAGACAUUGUGAGCCCCUGUAUAGGGAAGCUGUCGUCAGGAGUGUAAGCAUCAUAUUGACUAGAUUAGGGUUAGUGGAUGCAGAACUGUAUCUACCCAAGGGCGCUCAGUGACGCUGACACCAAUGAACCUGAACUGUCUGGACAAUGGGGGAAGCAUUUUCAAAACUCCCCCCGUGCAGUCAGGCCUACAGGGAGGAGAGAGACCACUGAUUUGAGGCGACUAGGAAGAAGGCAAACAGUAUGUAUGUAGCAUGUGUUAUUAGGAUGAGACAGUCUUAAAAUAAGGAGUAGUUUUGAAGCACACACAAAUUUGGCAGCUUCUGAGCAUUCGGUACCUUUAUUUCAUAAAGACUCCAUGCUCUACCAGGUGUGUGAUUUCUGAGAAGAGCAAAGCUCCCCACUAAACCUUUCCAUGAGGCCUGAUCCUGCAGUGGGGUGAAACCUUUAAUUUCCAGUGAAGUCCAUGGACCUUGUGGAUGCUCAGUACUGCCCAGAAAGCACUUAGUGACCUAAGGAUCUGAUUCCCAAUGUAUAGGCCAAGGCAAGUGAUUUGGGAGAGUGUGGUAUUUAUUUGUUUGGGGUCAGAGCAUUUUUAACCACACUUUUAAGACCUGUUAACUAGUUUUGGAUUAUUUUUGGAGACGGAAAUCUUUUCUGGUCCAGCAUUUGAAAUGUGCUUUGAAGUCACUUAUUUUGGCAGUGUUGUAUUGGUAAAGAGGGACUGCCAGGCCAUUACUUCACUUCCUAAACGGUGACCAGGAAAUGAUGUCAGGGCUUGGUGGUUUCCUUAUUUGCUUCUUUAUUGAUGCUUUUACUUACUAAAUCACUUCUGGUGCUUACUUGAUGAAGUCUAACAGAAAUGAAGAGAGGAAUUUCCCUGUAUUUGUUCAGGGCACAUUACAGAGGAAAGCUAGAAGGUGAAGCUGGAAUAGAUAACCGUCCUCCCAUACACAUGCCACCUGACCACAGCCCCCCACAUCAGGUGGAUCAGGCAGUGAUCAUUAAUUCCUGUAUAACCUUCCCACAAUUGCAUUGCUGCAACAGGUCUAGAAAACACUCUUGGGAAAUCCAUUUCAGUGUUUAUAACACGCACAAAUUAUUUUCCAAAAGGCAGUUUGUGGUUUGGGCUACUGAUCACCGCUUGAAAUACGUUGGGGGUAGUGGCAUAGUCCAUUUUUUUUCUCUACGUUCCUCUUAUUAUUCAAUUUACUUUCCUUUCCCCUGGUAAUGACAACACAUACGGAUAUGGCAGGCCCACCCCACCUCAUGGAAACAGUACAAUUCCUAAUUAAAAACAAGGCCUGAACACAAGCCCCCAGAUCCAGACCGCCAGCAGCUGCAGGGCAAAGCAGAUCUAAAACUAAGCUCUGCAACUGAGACCCAUCCCUUCUUCCACUAGGUUUAAUUUUUGCCAGCUUGUUGAGAAGAAUAAAGAUUCAAUCCAGAUCUUUUUUGGAUGUUCAGGAUGUUUUAUGGAGGCGUAAAAGAAAAUCAGAUCCGUCUGUGACUUGAGGAAAAAAAAUUACAUGUGGGAAGCCAAGUUUGAGGGCAGAAAUUUCCAACAGAGAAAAUGCCACAGGAGGAGAAGAGAUUUGUUUCAUGAUUCGCAACUAUUUGAACUUUUCAGCUGAUGGUCGGCUGGGUGUUUUCGAAGGCACAUAUGAAGCAAGGGAAAACAGCAGGAAACAGGAACUUCAAUUGUAAUGUCUCCAA
This is a messenger RNA of Gavialis gangeticus (Gharial), 5635 nucleotides long. RefSeq names its product cap binding complex dependent translation initiation factor (gene CTIF). The transcript has 13 exons. The record is from RefSeq and is a predicted model, not a curated record. Gene Ontology annotation, molecular function: translation activator activity; protein binding; RNA binding. Lineage: Eukaryota; Metazoa; Chordata; Crocodylia; Gavialidae. Gene Ontology annotation, cellular component: cytosol. Gene Ontology annotation, biological process: regulation of translational initiation. The coding region runs from base 234 to 2150 and encodes 638 amino acids.